UGUCCAAGUGGAUACAUGGGUCCAAAAUGUGAGCAGCUGUGUCACUGCAAUGGUGGUGCGUGCGAUCAAAAUGGUGAAUGUAAACGCGGUGCGCAAUGCAAGCCCGGGUGGUUUGGAUUGGCUUGUCAGUACCGUAAGUUUUGUCAAAUGUAUUUAUUAAAAAUAAUAUAUAUUCUAAUGUUUUUAAUUUUAAACUUAAAAAUUAAAAAAUAAUGAUUAUAGAUUGUAAAAUAAAUUAAAAUAGAUUUAUUCCUUUCAGCGAUUUAAAUAUUAUAUUAUUUCUCUUAAAAUAUAUAAAUCAAGUGCGUUCUACUCAUAACAUGAGUACAAUUUUUAAUGUAUUUAGAUGAUGCUGCUUUCAAUUCACGGGUACACAAUCCACUCCUAGUUGAUCAAGACGACAGCACCUGCUUUGCUCCGUCCAACAGAUAUGUGACAGUUUCACUAGAUUAUCCAAUAUUAUUCACGUGGGCCAGGCUU
This is a messenger RNA of Lymnaea stagnalis (great pond snail), 480 nucleotides long. NCBI's taxonomy places the organism in Eukaryota, Metazoa, Mollusca, Gastropoda, Lymnaeidae. The record is from the annotation of a GenBank genome assembly.